AUGGGAUUUUCUUCAAGUGGUUUUGCUCUGCUGACAACUGUUAUAGCAAUUUUUUCAUCUUCUUCAAGUGGAAAAGAUAUUAAAGUGAGUCGCAAAACACGUAAUAUACUUCUUUGCGUUUUUGUCGGUCCAUUUGCUCUUGGUUUACUUUUGGCUAUACUAAGGUUGGCAUAUGAUUUAUUAAAAGAGGUUUUUAUAUUUUUGCAAAUAAAAAUUAGGAAAUUUAAACAAAAAAGAAAACAAAAGAGGCAACAAAAUAUUGAAAAUAACUUAUCUAAUUUAGAAGAUAAUCACAAUCAUAAUAAAAAUUUUAAUUAUUAUUUGACAUAUAUUUUUAGAAGAAAAUCUAAAGUACCAAAUAACAAUAAUGAUAAUAUAAAUGAUGAUGGAAAUACAAAUGAUAAUGAUAAUACAAAUGGUAAGAAUCAUAGUUAUUUUGUAAACUUUUUUAGACGAAGAUCCAAAAAAGAAAAUCAAGUAAAUCAAGAAAAUCAAGAAAAUAAUGGAAGACCAAUGGAUAUUGAGUCAUUACCAAAAUAUGAUGAAAUAGAUUUCUCAGUUCCAUCAUCAAAUAAUUACAAUGGAUUACAAUAA
Molecule: messenger RNA, 594 nt
Organism: Ascoidea rubescens DSM 1968
Lineage: Eukaryota; Fungi; Ascomycota; Saccharomycetes; Ascoideales; Ascoideaceae
Exons: 1
Coding region: 1-594 (197 amino acids)
Source: RefSeq, a predicted model, not a curated record